AUAGAAGCUGGAGUCCUGUCUCGGCUUCAUACUCCUGGAAUGAGCUGCUGCAGCUGCGUUGCUCCGGAGGAUGCUGUAGGCAGCCAGGAGUGAAACUGACCACCCAUCAUCCUUCUCCGUGUAGCUCUCCUGCUUCCCACCACGGGAACAUGAGGGUUGCUUCUCUCCAGAUCCCGUUUGCACUGAGGGUCUUGUGCCUGGCAGCUAUGGCUGGAGGGCAACCCAGAGCACCUCUGAAGUGUUCAAAAUGGUGCAUCUCUUUCCACCGUGCCAUAGAUCAGAGGCAGAUAAAGAGCUACCGCGAGACUGAACCCCAGUGCACCAAGAAAGCCAUCAUAUUUACUACUAAGAGGAACAGAGAAAUUUGUGCAAAUCCAUAUGAACCGUGGGUGGAGAAGAUCGUGAAGAAACUGGACCAGGAAAAGGCCUCGGCAGCAUCCCCACUUCCCCGGGCUGACACUUCCCCUGCAGCAGCGGUGCCCAAAGAGCCUGGCAUCUUCCAGAAGCACACCGGUCUCCAAGUACCACCUUCACCUCCAGCCACUGCUGCCACUGCAGCGUCAGAGAGAGCACCCACUCCUGCUGCCAGCACAGAGGCGACCAGCAAACCCAGCCCAGCCAUGCAGAACGCCACGCACUUCUCUGCAGGGCCAUCUGCUGUGACAUCGGGAGUCGCUACGCACUCUGAAGUCGUUUCAGAAGCAAACAGAGAAUCCUUAACAUCGGCGCAUUCAACAGCUGAUGCAGUGGACAUGGCCCUCGGCCAGCGCACCUCAUACCCCACAGCUCCUGCACGUGACUCUGACAGCAAAGAAGAACCUGCAGGAUAUGCUACAAGUGCUGCGGGUGAUGUCCGAGGCACGACUUCGACCUCAACCUCCGACCCUGCAUCCAUUUCCAAAGGACUGGACCAUCCUAGUCUUCCUACAAACGUCCCCCUGGACACAAUCAGUGCAAGAGGCAGCACAUCAGGCACUGCUUUGAGGAGUUCAGCUCUCCCCUCCACCCCACACAUCACAGAGGUCGGCAUGGUCCCAUCCACACCGCAGGCUUCUCCAUCUCCUACCCAAAACCCCACAACUGCCAUAGAUGAAGGUCCUUAUGUCCAUGCCAACAAAAAUUUCAGUUCCUCUGCAUUUGGUACUGGGACAUUAGAUCAUUUAUUGCCCUCGGGAAAGCAAGGUCCUCUAGAUAUGUUAGUUUUCACCAGUCAGAUAUUCUCAGACCAAGCCAGAGCACAGGCUACAGGAAGCCCAAGCCACCCACCUGCACUCAGCUCCUUGUCAGGGUCCCAGAUGUACUUAGUCAUCCCUGUCGCCCUGAUAGGUGUCCUGAUUGCUUGUGGUGUUGCAGCCAGAUGGGCUUAUGUAAAAUUUGAAAUCAGACCAGAAACAACGUCAAGAGAAAUGGUCGAAGCCUUGCUCUACCUGAAGGAGGGACACCGAGACAACGUCUAUCCAAUGGAAGUAAUCUGAAUGCUGUAUGGCGUGGACAUUUUUGGCCUAGAACAUGUGUGUGCUGCUGCAGGAAAGCUAAGCUUCUGCUGGACUGGUGACCAGAACAAAGCAGUUCCUAAGAAAGCUGAGAACUUUUUCAGAGCAGAGUGUCAAAAAAUAUACAUACCCUAAGUUCUCAUUGGCCAAUGGCAACAUUUUAGGAACAGAUGAGACGUUCCUUUCUCUGGCACUGUUCUGUGGAGAGGAUGUUGCUGUGCUGGGGGCUGCUUGCCAAGUGGUGGGCAGUAGCAAACGUUGGGGAUUUUCCCAUGUUUCAUCAUCAUUCAGCUGAGAAGCUUUGUACCCACCCACCCCCUCUGCUGGACUUGGGCUCUGCCACCAUGAGCAAUCCCAACACCAAAGCACUGAGUCUGCACUUACAAACUUCCAGUCGUUUCUUUCUUUGCACUUCAGUUCGCUGCUCUGUCAGAGCUAAACUGAUGCUGGCAGUAAGCUGGGUGCUGGCUCUCCAUGGGCUGAUUAAACACUCCAUUUAAUUGGGUAUUUAAUGUCUAGAGCCAGCAGAGGUCAUCCAGCUUUCAGACAUUACAUAUAUAUACCCAUGUAUAUCAGCUGGCUAUGCAAGCACUGUUGCAGUACCAAAGGAGGGCUUUUUAACCUAAAUUGUUUCUCAUUUUCACACAUCUAGACACUGCUGUAUGUAAAAAGCUCCUGAAAGCCCUCAUUUAACUUUUACUCCAGUAUGCCUUUUGCCUGAGCAUGUAAAGGUCUCCAUGACAGCAUGCUUUGUAGGUAGAGCUACAUUCCCAGGGUUCAUAGUGAGGUUACAUAUCAAAGAUUCUCCUCCAACCACUCUCAGCGGAUUGGACCCCAAACCAUACAUAGAAAAAGAAAGCAAAAAGGUAAUAAGCAGGAUAAUCAAAGCCAGAACGAUGAGCCAGGUGUAAAGGCCACCUAGAGGAAAGCUGGACUGUCGGAUCCAUCAGACGUUAUCAGGGCAUCCGCCCAGCCCUGCAGGUGGAAGGAUGACUGCAGUGCUGUUUUCCGCUAUCGCUCAACCUCUUAUUUUUUGGCUUGAGACAAAUCCAUCCAGGGCUUUGCAGGUAUGGGAGGGAGAGAGGAUUGACAGGGAUCUGGGCUGAAACCCACCCAUGUUUGGCAGCUGUGCAGCUCCAGCCCUGCAACUCCACCUGGGGCUGAUCUACCUGCAGGCACUGCCAGCAGCGCCUCCCACCCCCCCUUGGGGUUCACAGCCUUGCAGUUUGUGGUAUACUAUAGCUCUUUUAUAUGAAAUAUCAGAAACAACUAUUUUUGUAAUAAAGUUUUGCAGUUCUUGUGAGUGCAUGUCGCCUGCUGGCCUUGCUAGUGGAGCAUCACAGCGUGUGUACAAUGCUGGGAACACUGGAAAACACUGCACUGUGUCUGUUGUCUUGCUGGGCUUGGCUGGCUUGCUCGUGUCCGUGGGAGCAGGGCCCCACGCAGGUCCAGGCACUACAGCAAAUGGAGCUGGCAAAUGCUUUACCACAGCCUUCCCCCUUCCAGACCAGCUGUGCUCAUCCCAUCCCUGCUCCUUGCCCGGGGCACAGUGCUGUCACGCUGUCCUUGGGCAGGCUUUCACCUGUGGGCUGAGGCUGCAACAGGGGCAGAUCCCAACCCAUGGCAGGCAGGAGCCCAGCUUGUGGGGGACAGGCUGCACGAGGGGUCCUUUUGUUCUGGAGUGCAGUGACCACUGUCAGCUCUGAUUUGUUUGUGUAUCGAGUCUGUAUGAGUGUAUGUGAAUGGGAUUUAUAUUGAAUUUUUGUACUAGUAACAAAAAUAAAGUUCUUAUGUUAAAAA
Molecule: messenger RNA, 3293 nt
Organism: Gallus gallus (chicken)
Lineage: Eukaryota; Metazoa; Chordata; Aves; Galliformes; Phasianidae
Gene: CX3CL1
Product: C-X3-C motif chemokine ligand 1
Exons: 3
Coding region: 150-1475 (441 amino acids)
Biological process (GO): cellular response to type II interferon; neutrophil chemotaxis; inflammatory response
Cellular component (GO): extracellular region
Molecular function (GO): CCR chemokine receptor binding; chemokine activity
Source: RefSeq, marked provisional